Messenger RNA from Nannospalax galili (Upper Galilee mountains blind mole rat), 480 nucleotides. RefSeq names its product pyrethroid hydrolase Ces2e-like. Lineage: Eukaryota; Metazoa; Chordata; Mammalia; Rodentia; Spalacidae. The transcript has 3 exons. The record is from RefSeq and is a predicted model, not a curated record. Gene Ontology annotation, cellular component: intracellular membrane-bounded organelle. The annotation marks the transcript as partial. Gene Ontology annotation, molecular function: carboxylic ester hydrolase activity.
GGAGAUCACCCUGCAGCAGCACAGACUCAGGCCUAGGCCGAUCAUGCCACUGGACAGAUUUCUUGGCUGGGUGAAUGCUGUGGCCUGUGGGUUCCUGCUUCUCUUCCUCCACGUGCAGGGCCAGGAAUCAGAUAGUCCCAUCCGGACCACAUACACGGGGCAGGUGCGAGGCAGUUUCGUCCAUGUGAAGGAUCAAGUGGGAGUCUAUAGCUUCCUGGGAAUUCCCUUUGCCAAGCCACCUGUAGGACCACUGCGUUUUGCACCCCCUGAAUCCCCUGAACCAUGGAGUGGUGUGAGAGAUGGGACAUCACAACCAGCCAUGUGUCUACAAAAUCCUGAUAUGAUGAUUUCAGACAGUCUGAAGAAGAUGAAGCUGAUCAUGAAUCCCACCCCCAUGUCUGAGGACUGCCUAUAUCUCAACGUCUACACACCAACCCAUGCCCAUGAAGGCUCUAACCUGCCUGUGAGUAUCAGGCUGUG